This is a messenger RNA of Athalia rosae (coleseed sawfly), 1354 nucleotides long. RefSeq names its product serine/threonine-protein phosphatase 2A activator-like. The transcript has 8 exons. The record is from RefSeq and is a predicted model, not a curated record. Lineage: Eukaryota; Metazoa; Arthropoda; Insecta; Hymenoptera; Athaliidae. The coding region runs from base 246 to 1268 and encodes 340 amino acids. Gene Ontology annotation, biological process: mitotic spindle organization. Gene Ontology annotation, molecular function: protein tyrosine phosphatase activator activity; peptidyl-prolyl cis-trans isomerase activity. Gene Ontology annotation, cellular component: cytoplasm; protein phosphatase type 2A complex; nucleus.
CGGACUCCGAAUGUUUCAGGAGAAGGUUGCUUGGAUCACAUGAGAUGUUGAUUGUAGUAUGUUGAUCUGAGGAAUGAUUUACUUCUGAUCGGAUUCACCGACUGUUUCAGAGAGGAGAAAAUAAUUUUUGUAUUGUUUGUAACGGAAUCUGCGUCGUCGAAUAUUUUGACACCUUAUGUAAAUGUGUAGAAAUAAUAACAAGGAGUCAGUAAUCUGGAAAACAUAAGUAUUAUAUUGACAGCAUCAUGUCAGGAAUUGAUCCGCCCCCAGAAAUUCCAAAAUUCUCAGCUGAAAAUCAUGAAUUCAUUAUUCCUAAGAAGGCCAUAAAAAUUCCGGAUGAUAUGAUUGCUUGGCAAAAGUCGGAGGCAUAUUUUGAGUAUCUAGGGUUUUUAUUGGCCCUGAAUGAGUCUGUGCAAGGCAAAUCACUGGAUGUGAAAUGCUCCGAAUCAGUUACAGUUAAUAAAACUGUUAACAUGUUGAAAAUAUUUGACGACUGGAUAAAUUCUAUUCCACCUAUAGAUCAGCCACAGAGAUUUGGAAAUAAAUCUUUUCGUACAUGGCAUGCUAAGCUGUUAGAAGAGAGUAUUGGAGAAUUGAGAAAUGUGAUUCCAAAGGAGCUACAUCGAGCAAUUCCUGAAGUAGUUCAGUACUUGUAUGAGAGCUUUGGUAACCCAACGCGUAUAGAUUAUGGAACUGGUCAUGAAAUGGCUUUUAUAAUGUUUCUUUGCUGCAUGUUCAAAAUAUCAGCAUUUCAACCAGAAGACAAAACAGCUGUGGUAGUUAAAGUCUUCAACAGGUAUCUUCAAUUGGUGCGUAAAUUACAGUUAACAUAUCGUAUGGAACCAGCUGGCAGCCACGGGGUUUGGAGUUUGGAUGAUUAUCAGUUUGUACCUUUUAUUUGGGGUAGCGCUCAAUUAGUUGGUCAUCCCCGUAUAGAACCCCAUCACUUCUUGGACGAGGGUGUGUUAGAGACAUAUGCAAACCAAUUCAUGUUCCUCAGCUCAAUCGAAUUCAUUUGUCAGGUUAAAACAGGACCUUUUGCCGAACAUUCCAAUCAGCUGUGGAAUGUUAGUGCGGUUUCCUCUUGGUCAAAAGUUAAUAGCGGACUUAUAAAGAUGUACAAAGCAGAGAUAUUAGCCAAAUUUCCAGUCGUACAGCAUGUCUUAUUUGGUUCAUUGUUGCCGAUAAGACCAGCGCCUGCAGGGCUCGGCUGCAAACCGAUAGGCCAUCCACCUGUUCCAAGUCGUUCUUCAUCGUCGACUCAUUAAAUUAUAGCACUAUCCUGUCAGUGAACAAUCUAACUAUGUACUUCUGUUUCCCUGUUACGAAAUACAAGAUAUCUAUGUUAUGUAUA